AUGGAAGACUCGUUUGGUAGCAUUGCGGCCCCGUACGGCAGGUCGUGUGUUGUUUGUGUUCGAGCGAAGUGCAAGUGCUUUUACAGGACCGGUCAGGCUCGCUGCGAACGCUGUAACCGUCUCAACAAGGAGUGUCGGCCAACGGAUACCAAAAGACGUCGUCUCGAUUCUCGUAAGAACGACGAAAUCUCCGACGACACCCCCGAUGACAGCAGCAGAACAGCCAGGCUCGAGGAGAAGCUGGAUCAGGUGCUCGCUUCGUUGAAGCCACGAGAAGGUCCAAUCACUCCUGCUUCCGACGCCUCGUCGGCCAGCUUCUCAUCACACUUCUCGGUCGCCAACCCCCCAGCAGAGCCUGGGAUCAAUCGCUACAGCGGCGAACUGCUUGUCAACUAUGCAGAGAAGGGCGCUGCCGCCGCCAGCAAUGGGUUUCCGCAAGAAUUCGGGCCACCGCCCUUUGCUGCCGCCAGAGCGGACCGUGUAUGGAAGCUGGCAGGCCUAUCGGUCACUGAAGCAGAGGAAAAUUUAGCAGAGUUCAGGACACGCUUUUCUCCAUGGUUCCCUGCGAUUCACCUACCGCCCGACAUGACCGCGGAGCAACUGAGGCUGCAUCGGCCGUUUCUUUGGCUCAAUAUCGUGCUUCUAGCAUCUCACUCGUCGGUCAAACAACGGUCACUCGGAGAGGUCGUCAGGCGCGAGAUCGCACAGGCUAUGGUCAUGGACUCGGAAAAGUCGCUCGAUCUCCUACUCGGCUUGCUUGUUUUCAUGGGCUGGUAUCAUCUACAUUGCCAGUGUGACGAUGGAUCGGUCAAGCUUUCGCUGGCUCUUCUGACGCAGAUGGCGUUAUCGCUGGUCUUCGAUCUCCAGCUCAACCGACAAGAGCUCAGGUUACCUGUCCACCAGACUUUAGGCGUGACAACGCACAAGUACGCUGGACUCGCGUAUCCUCGGACCAAGGAAGCCAAAAGAGCGGCUGUUGGUGCUUUCCUCCUCGUCUCGAUGCUUUCUUUCUACCUCCAGCGCAUCGACUCACUUCGAUGGACACCAUACUUCGGCGACAUACUGCGCGAGCUCAAGGAGAGCCCUGAGUGGGACGGGGACACCGUUCUCGCACAUCAAGUUCAACUACAGUUGAUCGUGGAAAGGGCCGUGGCCAUGAGCCACUACGACGCGGCUCUGGGAUCGGAACAUACGACUUUGCCAUCGUCCGCGUUCGUAGACAUAUUCCACACACAGCUCGAGGCGGCGAAGAACAGCAUUCCAGCCGGUGUCUGGGCGAAAGAGGCCGUCCAGCUCCACUAUCUGAUCAAUCGGAUCAACAUACUUGAUCUUGCCCCUCUUGGAGCUCACGCAGGCACAGUAGAUCCCGCUCGAACCAAACGCCGCUGGUCUACUUAUCAGACUGCUAAGACGUGGCUCGAUGUUUUCUUCACGCUGUCACCGACCACGUAUAGGGGGUUUAGUUUCACUGUUACUACGCAGAAGGUCCACUUUCUAGGAGCUCUGAUCGAGCUUGCUACAUUGGAUGAGCCAGGCUGGGACAAGGACCUCUUCCGAUCUCACGUUGAUGUGGUCGAACUGCUUGAUCGCAUGACGGAGAAGUUCGCACAGGCGGCCCCUCUGCUAAGUACGGGCUCUGGGGACAACACGUUCUCCUUCUUCUGCAAGUUCUUCCAGGCAGCUCGGGCAUCGCUUGUGCAAAGACUGAAUCGCGUGGACGGAGAGCCACCAGUCAACGAGCUUACAGCGGCCGCGGACAGCACAGGAUUCCCAGGGAUGUUCGACCUGGAUUUCAUCGACAACGAGUUGUUCUGGAAUUUCCCGACCGGGCAGGAUGUGACGAUAUAA
This is a messenger RNA of Saxophila tyrrhenica, 1848 nucleotides long. RefSeq lists its product as uncharacterized. The coding region runs from base 1 to 1848 and encodes 615 amino acids. Lineage: Eukaryota; Fungi; Ascomycota; Dothideomycetes; Mycosphaerellales; Extremaceae. Gene Ontology annotation, cellular component: nucleus. The record is from RefSeq and is a predicted model, not a curated record. Gene Ontology annotation, biological process: regulation of DNA-templated transcription. Gene Ontology annotation, molecular function: transcription cis-regulatory region binding; zinc ion binding; DNA-binding transcription factor activity, RNA polymerase II-specific. The transcript is spliced from 6 exons.